Molecule: messenger RNA, 1311 nt
Organism: Oppia nitens
Lineage: Eukaryota; Metazoa; Arthropoda; Arachnida; Sarcoptiformes; Oppiidae
Product: NDP-glycosyltransferase YjiC-like
Exons: 2
Coding region: 1-1311 (436 amino acids)
Molecular function (GO): UDP-glycosyltransferase activity
Source: RefSeq, a predicted model, not a curated record
AUGACUAAACAAAAAACGGCAUUAAUUUCAAUGUUUGCCGCAGUCGGUCACGUCAACGCUUGUGUAGCAGUGGGACAGCGGCUAUUGGACAGCGGUAUCUAUCGGGUAGUAUUUGCCAUCAGUGAACAUAUGAAAGGUAAACUGGAGGCGUAUGGUUUCGAGGAGGCGCUCAUCGCUGAAGAUAAACCCCAACAUAAAGAUGCGGCAAAAUUUUUAGCUAACAUUUUGCUUAGUAGUGGUAUACUUAAGGAUCAGACACCGUUAGAAAUGUUAAAAUAUCGUAAAUCGGAUCCAAUGAAUAGAGUCGAGUUGUAUAAGAAGUUGGAUAAUGAUAUUGUUUCAGUGAUCAGUGAUGUCAAACCCGAUGUCAUUUUGAUGGACCAUUUUUUCUGUGUCCCAUCAGUCGAGUUGUCCGGCAUACCAGUGGUUUGGAUAUGGAGUGGUAUACCAUUGUUUUUGAAUGAUGAUGAGCGACUACCACCCGGUGCUUCAGGUUAUUCAGUUAAUGGCAAUAGAGAUGAAUGGAAAGUCUAUAGAAAAUUGAUGAAUAAUGCAAACAUGAGUUUAUGGAAUCAAUGGAACAACUAUAUCGUUUCGAGAGGCUGUCCACCGCUCAGGGAUAACAGUUUUUCGACAACUCAUAAAUGGCUUACAAUCUAUGGCUAUCCAAAAGAGUUAGACUAUACAGAUAUUGCACCGAUGGCUAAAAAUUACAUACAAUUUGAUAAUCUUAUGCGACAUGAAAACAAUAGUAUUGAAAAAUUUGAAAUACCAGAACAAUUGAAGGAUAAACCGGGAAAACUUAUAUACUUUUCGAUGGGAUCUAUGGGUGCCGUGAAUGUAGAAAAUAUGAAACGUUUGUGCGCUAUAUUAGCUAAAUCUAAACAUAGAUUUAUUGUAUCAAAAGGACCCAAACAUGACGAAUACGAUCUGCCGGACAAUAUGUGGGGUCAGUCAACACUACCACAGGUAUCGGUGUUGCCAUUAGUCGAUUUGGUCAUAACUCACGGCGGAAACAAUACGACUACCGAAACGUUUAGUUACGGCAAACCUAUGAUUGUGUUACCACUGUUUGCCGAUCAGUUCGAUAACGCACAGAGACUUCAGGACAAGGGUUUAGGUAUCCGUUUGAAUGCAUAUAAGUGUACGGAUGAGGAACUGUUGACUGCCAUUGAAAAGCUAUUGAAUGACAACGAGUUGAACGAAAAGUUGCAGAAAAUUUCAAAACGAAUCCAAUCUGAGGAUAAUUUACAAAAUUUUCCCAAAAUUCUGGAUAAUUAUCUAAAAGAUCCGACGAUUUAUUUACAAUAA